GUCACUUGAUAAUCACCUUCAAGUCAAUGAAAGGAUGUGAACAAGAGAUGAUGACCAACUCAUUUCCAUCACAGUUAGGGAUCUAGCCAUGACUCUUGAGAAGAUCCAUCUGCCACUGUCUCUAUUGCUGCUGCUGCUUUCAUCUCUAUUGCAGCCAGGGAGUUGCCAGGUUAUUAUCUUUGGUAAUGAGACCGGUGUGCAAAGGUUCUGGAGGCUUCAUGUGGACUAUCCAAAGAGCAACAUCCCUGGUGGGGAGAGUCAGUAUUGCACAGUCAUGAUUCAUAGUCGCCAGAUCUUGGAUAACGGCAAAUGCAUACAGGAGAACACUUUCAUCCAUGCUGUGGCAGGAGACAUUUUUGACGUGUGCAAAACCCCAAGAAUGAGGCACUGCUAUGACGUAACAAAAAACUGUCACCUGAGUGACAUUUCCUUCACACAGACCCUAUGUGUCCUCCAAGAGUGCAGCCGUUUCCCCAAGUGUACAUAUGUGGGCUUCCCCAAAUUCAACAAGAUCUGGUUGGCCUGUGAAGGCAUCCCCCCGGCUCCUGUGUACUUAGAUCCAUAACUCCUACUCGUAGGACUUUGCCUUGGGUAUUCCAGAACUUGAGAAUAGUCCCUGAGCACCCUUCUGAUUUCCAGCUCCAGCUUCAGUUACUACUUAAUAAUAAUAAUCCCUUACUUUCCAAAGCACUUUCACAUGUAUUAUUU
Molecule: messenger RNA, 708 nt
Organism: Phascolarctos cinereus (koala)
Lineage: Eukaryota; Metazoa; Chordata; Mammalia; Diprotodontia; Phascolarctidae
Product: ribonuclease pancreatic-like
Biological process (GO): defense response to Gram-positive bacterium
Molecular function (GO): RNA nuclease activity; nucleic acid binding
Source: RefSeq, a predicted model, not a curated record